Messenger RNA from Carlito syrichta (Philippine tarsier), 418 nucleotides. RefSeq names its product protein FAM189A1-like. The transcript is spliced from 4 exons. The annotation marks the transcript as partial. The record is from RefSeq and is a predicted model, not a curated record. Lineage: Eukaryota; Metazoa; Chordata; Mammalia; Primates; Tarsiidae.
CUUCUAGGUGCUGCUGUCGGGGCUUAUUGGUGUCGUCUCCUGGAAGAGGCCUCUCUCCCUCGUGAUAACCUUUUUCAUGCUGCUUUCAGCAGUGUGUGUAAUGCUGAAUUUGGCUGGUUCAAUCCUCUCCUGUCAGAAUGCUCAGCUAGUCAACUCCUUAGAAGGCUGUCAGUUGAUUAAGUUUGACAGUGUGGAGGUGUGCGUCUGCUGCGAGCUGCAGCACCAGUCAUCCGGCUGCAGCAACCUCGGCGAGACGCUGAAGCUGAACCCGCUGCAGGAGAACUGCAACGCUGUGCGGCUGACCUUGAAGGAUCUCCUCUUCAGUGUGUGCGCCCUCAACGUUGUCUCCACCAUUGUGUGUGCGCUGGCCACAGCCAUGUGCUGCAUGCAGAUGGUCUCCUCUGAUGUCCUGCAGAUG